GGCGCGAUAGACAGUGAAUAUUAUCAGCAUGAAAUCCUUUUUCCGGUUGUGAAAUUUUCGUAUUUCAAGUAUGGCUAUGAAUUUUACUAAUGACCACGAAUUUUACCAGGGCUAACGCAAUGUGUAGGACACCGAGCAAGUCCAGGAUGACAGCUGGUGAAGACGGCGCCAUGGCAACCGUUGUUUGUUGUGACCACCGGCAUAAAUAUUUUCCAGUUGAACCAUCAGAAAGAUGACGCUUUACUUCGACACAAAGAUUGAAUUCUUGGACCUGGAUGCAGUGAGCACCAUCAGCAGCUGGCAUCCCAAUGAGCCGCUCUUCGCCGUCGCCUCCUACAGCCAGGAGCGUGGUGGCAGCGUCACCAUCUUUGCCGACACGGGAGAACCUCAGCGGGAUGUGACUUAUCCAGUGCAUGCCACCUCACAGGCCACGGCACUCUGUUGGCAUCCGGAGAAGGCGCUGUUGGCCACGGGCUGGGAGCACGGCGACAUCCAUGUCUGGUUUGCCGGGCAUCGUGAGUUCGCCAGCGUCAGCGGUCCCCACAAGGCGGCCAUUGUGCUGCUGGAAUUCAGUGAGCAGGGCGGACGCAUGGUAACAGCCGAUGCCAUGGGCUUGGUCACGGGCUGGCGUUGUGAUGGUCAGUACCAGUUUCUUACUAUGUUCUCGCAUGAUCUGCGCGAGGUUUUGUUGCUUAUCUGCUUUCGGCGGACAGUCGAGAGCGAGGUGCGGGAGGAGAUGGCCAGCCUGGCAAAGGCUGCAGUGGCUGGCGACGAAAAUGCACUGGAUACUUUGACCAAUUGGCGGCCAAGAACUGCGGCUCGUGGCCACUCCACAGUACGGGACAAUCACUGCUUCUAUGCUUGCACCCAAGGCGGGGUUGUGUACUACAUUAACCAAGGCGGCACCUGCACCGAGGUGAUGAAGAGUGGACCACAGCAGCCGUCUAUCAUCCAGAUGCUUUGGCAUCCCAAGAAGGAUGCGGUCAUUUGUCUCUUGGAUGACUUAACCAUAACGCUCUACCUGGUGGAGUCCACUGGCAUACUCACAGAGCUGGACAGAGUUAAGCUGAGUGGACGCGGCUCUGGCAAGCAUGGCGCCAUCGCCUGGGCGGGAAACAGCUUGGCCAUCAUCACGGGUGAUCUCUCGGUGCGUAUCUGGGACAUUGAACGUAGCGACAACUAUCUGCUGAAGAUGGACUUGCCCAGCUCCAGUUUGUUGGCACUAAGCUCAUCUGUCUCCAGCCUUGGCAACGCUACGUCUAGCUCGAACAACAUCAAUUCGACUGGAAACUUCUUUAGUCCCGAGAGUAGCGGCGACAGCAACGGCAACAACAUUCUGCCAAAGAAAAUGUCCAAAUACGCACAACUCGCCUCCAAUGAGAUCUUCACCUGCCUCGCCUACAGCACAAGCAAUCAAACAUUGUGUGCGGCUACGAAUCUGGGCAACCUUUACACCUGGAAACGCACCGUGAGCUGCUUUGUCAGCGCUCCUGAGGAUGCCUGGCAGCUGGGCAACAUCUCAACGCUCUCGCGACAGGGCGCCGUCAAGAGCUGCACUUGGGGCUUCAAUGAGCUGGCAAAGCCCUGCAUCCUGGUCAACUGUCUGUCGAGCGUGUUCAUGCUGAAAGAACAGCCGUUGCUCGCCUGUCAUACACGCAGUCUGUGGGCAGUGCAAAGUGCGGCCAAGAGCAUUCAAUUGACGCACUGCAGCGGCAGACAAUGCUCUGUUCAAGCUGAGUUUGCUGUAACCGCUUUGGCUCUGAACGAACUCAGUUUGGUGGUCAGUAAUGGACGCUCUAUCUCUUCGUACAGUCUGCAGAAGGUGGAAAAGAGUCUGGAUGAAUUUGAUGAGAUUCUGGAGGCAUCUGGCGCCGGCUCAACGGCUUCAGUGAAGAGCUCGCCCUCGCUCAACAUCAGGCUGAUGCAGACAUUUGCCGCCGAGUGCCAAGCUCUUUGUCUGCACAAUCAGAACAUCUUCUGUCUGACCGCCAGCGACAUUAUGGUCUACUCUGUGGGUGGCGUCGUCCUCCACAGGAUUAUGGGCAACGACAUCGAAGGCAAGAUCAUUGGCAUGGAUUUAACUGGCUGCUACUUGUCUGUGUUUACCAUGAAUGGCUAUGUGAAGGCCUACGAUGUGACACGCCACGAUCCCAAGCUGUUGUUUCCCAGCAAAUCGGGCCACGAGAUUUUCGAUGACUUUGGCGAAUUCAUCCUAGUCAAAUGCAACAGCUUGGGCAGCCAUCUAGCUUUGGUGAUUGCCAACAGCAGCUUCACGCCUUGUGCAGCCAUCUACUGCUGGGAUUUCGAGCGAAACAAUCUCUUUGCAUACGACUUGGCAGCGAACAAAUCGGAACAGCAAGUCGAUAAAUCCAGCUUGGCUGUGCGUAUUUUCUGGGAUACGGAGGAGCCACGUCUGCUGGCCGUGGAGGUGAAGUCCAUGGUACUGUUGACGCUGAAGCCAAGUCGCCAACAACCUGGUCCCAGUCACUACGUGGAGUCGCAAGUCCUCGUCAUGUUCUACUCGGAGAAGAGCGAGGGCAAGCUGAAUGUUCUGGAGUCGCAACUGUUGGCUGCAGGUGCGCAGCUGCUUAAUCUGUGCGUGCCCAGCGUCGUCUGCCUGCAGGUCAAUGCGGUGCAAGAGCAGCCGCUGCAGGACUUUGCCGAUCUGCAGCAAUGCGAUGCUGUCACCAGGCGACAGGUGCUCAAUUUUAGCCUCCAUGUGGCCGAGGGACAAAUGGAUCUUGCCUUUCGCUGCGUGCGUUCCAUCCAGUCGAAGGUUAUCUGGACAAAUCUGGCCAAGAUGUGCGUACACACGAGUCGCCUGGACGUUGCCAAGGUGUGCAUGGGUCAUCUGGAGCAGGCUCGCUCGGUGCGCGCUCUGCGCCAGGCCAUGGAGGACGAUGACUUGGAAAUGGAGGCUAAGGUGGCUGUACUGGCCAUCGAACUGGGUAUGAUCGAGGAAGCGAAGGAGCUUUACAAACGCUGCAAGCGCUACGAUCUACUCAAUAAGCUGUUGCAGUCCACGGGUCAUCUGGAUGAGGCGCUGGAAGUGGCCGAGACGGAUGAUCGCAUUCACUUGAAGCACACUUACUACCAGAAGGCGCAAGCUUUAAAGGAGAGUGGCGACAUCAAGGGCGCAAUGGAGUGCUUCGAGAAGACACAGAAUCCGGUGCAGAACAUUACGCAGCUGCUGCUCGAGAAUCCGAUGGCCAUGAAGCGUUACAUUCAGUCCAGCACCGAUCCCAAGCUGCUCAAGUGGUGGGGUCAGUAUGUGGAGAGCUCUGGCGACAUGGACGCUGCCUUGGCCGUUUACAGCAAAGCCGAGGAUUGGUUCUCGCAGGUGAAGAUACUCUGCUACCUGGGCAAGAUCUCUAAGGCGGAUGCCAUUGCCCGGCAGUCGGGAGAUCGCUCUGCCUGCUAUCAUCUGGGAAGGCACUAUGAGAAUGUAGGCAAGUUUCAGGAGGCAAUCAUGUUCUACACGCGUGCUCAGACCUUUAGCAAUGCCAUACGCAUCUGCAAAGAGAACGACUUUCAGGAGGAGCUUUGGACAGUGGCCAGCUCAUCCCGCAGCCGUGACAAAGCGAUUGCGGCCGCGUACUUUGAGGAGUGUGGCAACUUUAAGCACGCCGUGGAGCUCUACCAUCGAGCGGGCAUGUUGCACAAGGCUUUGGAGAUGGCAUUCGAGUCUCAGCAGCCGGAGAUACUAGAGAUCAUUGCCACCGAGCUGAAUGCCGACUCCGAUGCGGAGCUGAUCAAUCGUUGUGCCGACUUUUUCACCAGCAUCGAGCAGCACCAGAAAGCUGUCCAACUGUUGGCCAAGACCAAGCAUCUGGAACGUGCGUUGAGCAUCUGUGUGGAGAAGGGUGUCCCAGUCACCGAGGAACUUGCUGACUUAUUGACUCCAGGCAAAGGAGACUUUGAGGAAGCCACGCGUAUGUCUAUCCUGGUGCAGCUCGGGGAGUUGCUGCAGCAGCAAGGAGAUUAUCACAGUGCCACCAAGAAGUUCACCCAGGCGGGGGAUAAAGUGCGUGCCAUGAAGUCGCUGCUGAAAUCGGGCAACACUGAUAAAAUCAUCUUCUUUGCCACCAUGUCGCGUCAGCGCGAGAUCUACAUCAUGGCAGCCAACUAUCUGCAGGCCUUGGACUGGCAGAGCGAUGCCAGCAUAUUGAAGCACAUUGUCAGCUUUUACAGCAAGGGCCAAGCCUAUGAUUCGCUGGCCAACUUCUAUGCCAUUUGUGCGCAGAUCGAGAUCGAGGAGUACCAGGACUAUGAGAAGGCGCUGACUGCCAUGCAGGAGGCGGCCAAGUGUUUGGAGAAACUCAGCCACGCCCAGCACGCCUACAACAAGCUGCAGCGCACUGUGGUGGAUGUAAAGACCAUUUUGGAGAUGCAGCAAGCGCUGCGCGCCGGCGACAAUCAGAGCGUCAUCGGAGCUUGUCGCAGCAUGUUGGUCAAGCCCGAGGUGCCUCCCAUUCGCCAUGCCCACAUUCUAGCCAUGCUAGUGCGUGCUCUGGUAAACGCCAAGCAGUUUCCCGAAGCGGGACGCGCUCUCAAGGAGCUUGCUGUCAAAGACAACUCAUGGAGCGCCUCUGGCCUGGUCGACAGAGCUUUAGUGCAACGGAUUGCCAAGGAAUGCGACUUGGAUUUCGAUUUGAUCUGGAACUCGGGUCGCAUGGCCAGCAGCGCAUCGACAUCGGUGACGGCAGCAACAACAAUAUCCAUGACAACAACAGCAUCGACAACGGCAACAAACGCCACAACAUCCAGUGAUGACGAGGCCGAUGACGAGGAAAUCAGAGAGGAAUUGCAUUAAUCGCUGCUGCACUCGAUGAACUCGAGGCACAACUAGUCAUAGUCACACUCGCACACAAACACAUAUACACACACGCCCACUUAGUCACACCUCCACUCACAACGCCAAAGUCCAACUUGUCUACACAGAUCAACUUUGAAGUAGUGAUUCCCUGGCACAGAUUACCCAAGGUGAUUUUACUCUAAUUAAACCCACAAGUGAAAGUCAUUAAUUCAAGUAA
This is a messenger RNA of Drosophila sulfurigaster albostrigata, 5033 nucleotides long. RefSeq names its product intraflagellar transport protein 140 homolog (gene rempA). Gene Ontology annotation, cellular component: intraciliary transport particle A; axoneme; ciliary basal body. Bases 233 to 4813 code for a protein of 1526 amino acids. The transcript is spliced from 4 exons. The record is from RefSeq and is a predicted model, not a curated record. Lineage: Eukaryota; Metazoa; Arthropoda; Insecta; Diptera; Drosophilidae. Gene Ontology annotation, molecular function: protein binding. Gene Ontology annotation, biological process: intraciliary retrograde transport.